This is a messenger RNA of Porites lobata, 7547 nucleotides long. The record is from the annotation of a GenBank genome assembly. NCBI's taxonomy places the organism in Eukaryota, Metazoa, Cnidaria, Anthozoa, Scleractinia, Poritidae.
AUGUCUGAACUCCCUCAAUUGGUUAAGGACGCAGUUCUUGCUUCUAGUGAACCGGUCGCCGUAGAUUCUCUGGAAAUAAGGGGGUAUGACUUUAGCGACGGGGUAGACUAUCAUGCUUUGCUUGACUCAUACAAAAGGACGGGGUUUCAGGCCACUCACUUUGGAAAAGCAGUGGAGGAAAUAAACAAGAUGGUAAGAGCAUUGUACGUAACGAUAAGUCAGAGAAAGAUUAUUAUUUUAUUUCUUAAGACCCAGUCACGUCGUUAUUUCAUAUCUGGGAUGAAAGCUUGGAUAAAAGAUCAUGCUAUUAAAAUUGUUUAUUCUGCCGGCAGUGCUCAUAAAAAACCAGUGUGAAUGGGGGACUCCCAAAUUAACAAGAAGGGAAUGCUCGUCGGAAAUUAAGAAUCAUAACUGCUAAGAAGACCAGUCUGGGUAUGGCUCAGGCUUUCUUUGCACCCUUUAGGAGACAGACUGCUAACUAAGUUUUAUGGUGUUUUUCAUUGCACUAAAGAUGAUGACGUCGGACGCUGGAUUCAACACAGCAUGUCACUAUAUACAGAUAGUUUUUUACUCACAACCCUAAGUAAUACCUGUGUGGGUAAAAAUAUUGGCAUUGUGUACUGAACAGUCUGAGGGAGCAUUCAUUAUUUAUGGGGUGCGGGUGGGGGUGACUAUAAGGAUUUUGAGGGGAGGGUGGCCUUUUUCUUGUGUAACAACAUCAUUUUGCAGGGGCUUAUCAGGUGUUUGCAUUUAAGUCUUAAUAUCAGUGGAACUUGUGUCCGUGACGUCUAUUUUGACAGCCCACCUAUAAUGAAUACCUGGACAAUACAUACAAUUGGAUGUCCCUUUGAUAUCCAUAUUUACUGGCUCCCACUGAAACACGUGUUCAUUUUACUGUUUAGAUCCAAAAGAAGCUUGAACCUCUUCCUACUACUGACGAUGCUGCCACUAACCAUGCCGAUCCUGAUGAACGACCGAUAGAUAAUUGUACGAUAUUUGUAGGCUUCACUUCUAACAUGAUAUCAAGUGGUGUUAGAGAGACCAUAAAAUACUUGCUAAAGAAUAAUAUGGUAGGUAAGAAAGGUUUUGGUGUGAUAUCCACAUUUAUACAGCACAGCUAUUUUAUAGGUGAAUUUACUAGAUCCUUGGCUAUAUAUAGAAGGUACUUUAUGUAUAGCUUUAUGUAUAACUUUCCUUCAAUUGAACAGCAAAUGAAAAAGAAAAAAUGAAAGGUUGAACUAAACACCAUGUUAAAAAAGAAGGGUCUUGGUAGUUAUAAUAUUUCUUGUUUUGAACAUCAAGAUCCUUCGUCUCCCAGUUGCAUUUUUCAUAUAUUUGUGGUGAUGGAGGGCAUGCAUCUUUCAGGUAGACUGUAUUGCUACAACAGCUGGAGGUAUUGAAGAAGACCUUAUGAAAUGCAUGGCCCCCUCAUAUUUGGGUGAUUUUUCAUUGCGUGGUGCUGAACUGCGCAAGAAAGGAAUCAACAGAAUUGGCAACUUAAUUGUACCAAACAACAAUUACUGCAAGUUUGAAGAAUGGAUCUUGCCAAUUUGGGACAAACUACUGGAGGAGCAGAAUACCCAGGUAUUGUAAAUUACUUUUGCUCAAUUUUUCUGCUCUAGAAAUCGCUUAGUAUACUAGUAAUAACCAAAGGUUACAGAGUGCAGACGACAACAAUAAUAUUGAAGGUCAAAACGCUUUUGCUUCAUCACUGUACUUCACGUAAGUUUCACGUGACAGGUAGUCAAUACACGCAUGAUCAGAUUAUGAGUGUCGCGUGAUCAAAUUGCAUUCUGUGCAUUCCAUUCAUUCUUAAUGGAAGUCCACACGAAUGCUGGCUACAUACAUGUGACACAUGGGUAAUAACAACCUGGUGAUUAGGAUUGCGGGCGCAAAUACAUUAAAACUGUACGGUGGAACCCCACUCUAUGGACACCCACUUAAUACGGACACUCAUUUAUAACAGACAGUUUCGUUUGUCCUGACCAAACACUCCUAAUUUUAAAUAAAUUUUCUCUAAAAUUAAUGCGGUUAAUAUGGACAACGGACACUUUUCUUUGUCCCAAGUCACAAAUUCCCAUAUAUCAUUACCCAAGUACUGUCUAUGACUGAAUGUCUUACCAGUGAAAACCUAACCAAAAUGGUGGAUGGCCUUUCAAAGGUUCUGUCUGAUACUUAGUCCACCUGGCUGAGUCACAAACUAAACCCAUCAAAAAUUCCAUUGUCAUCUUUCAACAACAAUAUUAUUAUUGGAAGGUUUUAAAAGUUAAUUUCGAUCUGAGACUGUGAUAAAAUAAAUGAUUGAGAGUUUUCUUUAGGAUGAACUUGUUAAAGUUACAGUCAACAUUCCCAAUAAAAUGUCUGCUGUAGUCUUUUGCAACUAAUCAGACGACAUUGUAUGUAGAAUGUUGAGUUACUUCAAGCUUCAUCACUAAUGGUAUCUUGCAACUCUAGGGAGUAAAAUGGACUCCAUCCAAGGUUAUUGCACGGUUAGGAAAAGAAAUAAAUCACCCAGACUCUGUAUGUUACUGGGCCUACAAAGUGAGUAACAAUCUUCAGGCUGCUUCUUUAAAAAAAUCUUCUUUGAAAUUGUGUGUUUGAGUAAGUAUGUGUUUGUGUUCGAAUAAUUGUUUUUAGCUUCAACUCAACUUUGCCAAGAUGACAGGUUCUGCACAUUCCCUUCUGCUAUUUUUUUUUUCAUCAGAUGAAUUGGGUUCAAUUGAGUUGAUUUAACCCAAACUUAUCCCUUUCCUUCAUAAUAGUAGCCAACAAAAACACUUACAAGGAAGUUCGAAUUUCUUUUUGAAAAAUCCUACAAAAUAAAUAGUACUGUGCAAAAGUUCUGUUAAAUGGGUUACACUUGAAUAGUAACAUAGUAACACCAUAGGUUUUGGUCAACAGAUUUAAAAGUUCGAGUGGCAAAUGAUCUUGCCAUAGCAUGGUGUAGGAAUAAAAGCCUUUUGUCAGUGGGCUAGUGAAAGAUACACUAUUUUAUUCAGUUAUUCCUCACUCAGGACGUUAGAGCCAUGGAAAUGUCAUGGUGUCUUUGCAUUUUUAAUAUUCCUUGUUUUUUUAUAUAAAACUAUUUGUUAGAACUUAUUCCCCUCAGCCUCAAUCUUAGGGCACUUUAAUACCAAAGUCAGAGCUGUAGGCUAGCCAGACCUAUCAAUUGGAGAAUGAAGUAGGCUUUUUUCUGAGACUUCUUUCAAAAAACCCUAUCAUUGUCAUGUGUACUGUGCAUACCAUAUUCAGCAAUAGACUUAUCUGUCUACAACUGUAAAAUUCCAAAAUUAAGCCUGGGGCUUUUAUUUUUCAAAGGGCCUUUUUGAGGGGCUUAUUUACAGAGGGAAAUUUGUGUUUCUAAAUUGAUUGGGCUAGCCUUAUAGUUGAAAGUAAAUUUACCGUUUUUGCUUUGUUUUACUUUGUAUUUGAGGGCAAUUUUCCAAGUACAAGCCCGCCGGGGGGCUUAUAUUUGGACGGGCAAUUUAACGGAAGAGUUUUUGGGUUACCCAUUUGGAGGGCUUAUACAUGGAGGGGCUUAUUUUCGGAAUUUUACGGUAUUCCUGAUUCAUGGUGCGAUUCUUUUUGCAACUAGGCUGGUCUAUCUGGCCAGUUGUCACUAAUAUAUUGUUGUAAGUGCUCACAAUUUAUUCAAACCUUAAUUAAGCUAUUGUAGUCCCCCUUGCAGUUUGGUUAUUGUGUCUCCACUCUAUCAGGGGUACCCAAUGACUGUUUUUGUUAAAUAUCUGUUCAAAGAAACAAAUAUUGCUUAGAAAUUUCUAUAGCUCAAGAAAGGCUAAAAAUUUCUGGAUAACUGUUCAAUUCAUCUAAGAUAUUGGCAUUUUUUCUGUUAACUUCCCUACGUUUUUUGGAAGUAGAUUUUUCACAUUUAUUCCCAAAAUUCCAUUUUAGACAUUUCCAACUUGUUCGGAAAGAUUCAGUUGCUGGGUGCCUUGGACUCUAUUUCAAGAUAAAAAGACACCCACAAAGGACCGCAAAGCGAGGCCCCUUAGCCCUUGACCAUACUUUAUUAGAAAUUGCACUAUUUACACUUAUAAGACAAGACAAAGGAACAACAUUCAUCUACUGAACCCUAAGUUGAUGCUAGGAAAGCUUAGGAAAAAACACACUUAGAUUUUCAGGUGCGGUUCUUUUUAAUAAUUUACCCACAUCGAUAAAAGAAGCUACGUCACUUUCCAUUUUUAAGAAUUUUCUUAGAUCUCAUUUUAGCCAUUAGUUUUUUCGUAUUAAUAUAAUACUCAGGUAACUUCGAUAACUCUCUUAUUUGUCUUAAUCUUAAACAAAUUGUGAUUUUUUAUAAGAUAAAAUCACUUUUUAAAAAAAUCAUUGUACAUAGUUUUAACGUAGUUUUUAGUUUUUAAAAUUUUAUUGUGUAGUCAUAAUUUACACAGGGGCCCCUUUUGAUACCAGCCAAUGGCUUACAGGGCUACUAUACCCUGCGUAACUAAAGUUGACUUGACUUGGCUCUGCCAGAGCAUUGUUCUGUUAACCUUUUGACUCCUAGACCGUUCAAAGCUCAGUUAUCGUCUGGAGUAUUAAUAUUUGAUCAUGUUAUUAUUCAACAGAAUAACAUUCCAGUAUUCAGCCCUGCCAUCACUGAUGGAGCACUAGGAGAUACAUUAUAUUUUCAUUCCUACAAAAAUCCUGGUUUAGUAAUUGAUAUUGUAGAAGGUAAAUGGAUUAUUUAUGUACAACUCUAUGUGGUUCUAAGAAAGUAAAUAACAACAACAUUUCUCUAUUUUUGUGACAUGUCGACGUUUCUUUAAUUUGUCUAGUGAAUGUGAUACUUUCACAUAUGAAGAUAACUUGUUUUAACUUAACAAGACUUACUGAAAAUAACACUUCUGUCAUCACUACUUGAAGGAGCUAAAUUAAAAAUCCACAGAAAACGUAUUUCUUUGAUAAUCACAUAAAAUCCUUAUUUGCCUGCAUGGCCAUGAAAUAUACAGUCCGUAAUUGUUUUGGCCAGAUGACCAUUCAUUCUAUCCUCACCCCCCUUCAAAAAAGGGAAAUUAUCAAAGAAACCAAUGCUCUUGCACAAAUUCAGUGCUAUUUAAAUUUGUUUAAGUAGGCUUUUCUUCUAGCUAAUAAAACUAGGUGAUAUAUAAACGGCCAAAAUUACGCUGAUAACCAUUUUAUUCUAUUUCUUUUACAGAUGUUAAAAGAAUAAAUAACAUAUCGGUAUUUGCAAAAAAUACAGGCAUGAUAAUUCUUGGAGGAGGACUCAUAAAGCAUCAUAUAUGCAAUGCUAACCUAAUGGUGGGUGUUUCAUCUUUACCACAGUUUAACAGUUACUAUUAAUUUUAUCCUGCAGAAAAAAAUUAAAUCUCAAAUGGUACAAAACAUUCCAGGGAAAACUUUCCCAACAGUUUGAAAACAGAAUUUUUCGUUGAAAACUCAAAUGGUACAAAACAUUCCAGGGAAAAGUUUCCCCCAACAGUUUGAAAACAUAAUUUUUUGUUGAAAACUCAUAUGGUACAAAACAUUCCAGGGAAAAGUUUCCCCCAACAGUUUGAAAACAGAAUUUUUUGUUGAAAACUCAAAUGGUACAAAACAUUCCAGGAAAAGUUUCCGCAAAAGAUUGAAAAGUCCUCAAGUGUACUCCUCCCUUUCCAAUUUUGACCUAUUAAAUGACCCGAAAAUGCCUAAACCAGCUCUCGAAGCAUGCUUACUAAGAGUCUCGUACAGACUGUUGUUGCACGCCGCUUUGGAGACAACCAAAAGAUUUUCCGUGAAAUACACAAAUGUUACUUUUUUCCCGACCGUUAUUUUCCCCAAAAGGUAAAUGCCUUAAGUGACGUGCCUGAGAAAAUAGCCCACAUUUCCCGAGGUCACCACUGGUUUCCCCGCGUAGUGACGUCUGCCCCGGAGAAAUGAGCGCAUACUGAUGACGCGUUACUACCCAGAUCUCGGUAGUGCUUCUGAUUGGCUGAAAAUUGUAUGGAAUUUCCUCGCUCGUUCCUCAGUGAGACGUCGUUUCGCGGGGAAAUCGUCGGUGUCAUCGUGAAAUGUCGGCUGUUUCCUCAGGCUACUAAGUAACAAGGCUGUUGUUGAGGUGAAUGCUGUUUUUUUUUGUUUGUCCUCUCAGCGUAAUGGUGCUGAUUUUUCGGUGUUUGUAAACACUGGGCAGGAGUUUGAUGGAAGUGACUCAGGAGCUAGGCCUGACGAGGCAGUAUCAUGGGGCAAGAUUAAAAUGACUGCGACCCCUGUUAAGGUGGAGUAUACACACAACAGAGCCAUUGAUUAUUACUAAGGAAAGAUCUGGCUAAGGGGGAGGAGCACGAAUGGCACUGAUAGGUUCGUCCUUACCCAUAUCACAUAGAACAAGGGACGGAGACUGCUGUAUGGAAUUUGACACAAGCGUGAUCCAACAGAGAAACGUUUGACUACUUACCUUUCAUUGUUGUGGGUUUUUAACGUAAUGUAGAAUGAUUGUCGAUACGAACCCCCUUUGAAGUUCUCCUCAAGACUGGAUUGCUGUUGGGUCGAAUUGCAUUAUGGGACUAAUUUUUACCCAGUUCCCGGUGCAACUUCGUAGGAGGUAGUAAAAGAAGCGAUUGAUUCCUUAAACCCAUCGUGCAUUUUGACAAAAGACGAACCCUCUGUCAUUCAUUCUCAGCCUCAAAAUGGCCCAUUGUAAAAAUGAGCCAAAUAAUAAUAGCUCAGUAUUAUAUAGCUGUAUAGCAAGCGGGUAGGAUGAAGGGGAUCCUACGUUCUGAUUGGCUAACCAAGUGGGCUGAAUGGGCUCAUCUUGCCUACGCGGGAUUUCCCGCGUUGGUUCCACAAGAAAAAGUGUUCGUUUCGUCCGUGUAAUAAAUCCUUUACUGACCAAGCUUGUUCGGUCAAGGUGGCUGAAUACUGGCCAAUAUCCAGCCCUCAUGACCGAACAAGCUUGGUCAAUAACGCACAUAAAAAAUUGAGACAAAUCGGCGCGGUUCGCACAGUAGCUCAACAGAGCGUCGUACCGCCAUACGGGUUGCUUUCCGUUUGAGAGUCAUUAGGCGUAUAGAAGAAGAUCAUCGCAGUUGUGCCUUGCAGACGCAACUUUUAAAGUUGUGAAAAGAAAGCGUAAAAAAUUAGGUUGUACGGGAUUCGAUCACUUGAACUUUGCAAUACCUUUGCGGCGCUUUACCAGUUACAAAGUUUUGCUAGCAUCAGGCGCGGUUUUUUUUGCAAGUACGAAGUCGUUCUUGCCACUGAUAUUCGUCUGCUGACUCAAAUUUUGAUUCUGCUUUUCCAGGUUUAUGCCGAUGCAAGCCUAGUUUUUCCACUUCUCGUAGCUGAGACGUUUGCAAGGAACUUCAAACUGGAUAAUUAAAACCAAGUUGCCGCAUAAUGCCGAUGUCUCCGAACUGAUCGUGAAUAGAUGAGGCCCAUAGGAGCGACAUAGGACAGCAGAAAUGGUGACAAAUGACACGAAGAUGGUUUAAAAUACCGACAAGAACAUGGCCCACUUCUCAGACCUCGAAACGACCAAAUUUGAAAUUCAGACUUAGGUCAUACGCAUCCCCUCCCCUCCCGACGAU